Postia placenta MAD-698-R-SB12 is the source of this 504-nucleotide messenger RNA. RefSeq lists its product as hypothetical. The transcript is spliced from 2 exons. The record is from RefSeq and is a predicted model, not a curated record. Bases 139 to 357 code for a protein of 72 amino acids. NCBI's taxonomy places the organism in Eukaryota, Fungi, Basidiomycota, Agaricomycetes, Polyporales, Adustoporiaceae.
UGAGCGGUCCGGCCGUACGCCUUGGGCUCUUCGCGCCGGGAGGCAGACAGUACGGUGGAACCUCCUGACAAGGUCCGAUUUGGCACGUGUGCUUCGGGUCCGGGAGUAUCUCACAGGGGCGUCCGUCUCAGAUCGGACAUGCAUGGUCUUCCAGGUUACUGGCGGGUCAUGCGAAUAUUCAAGCGGGUGUCCUCAGACGAAUGCUUGGUUUGCGCAUCUGGGUCGAUUCCAGACAGCGAAAGCACCGACUCUGAAGGAAGUCAGUCACUCUGUGAGGAAUGCACCGACUGCUUCAAGAGCUUUGUGCGGAGGCGAAAAUUGCAGAUGUGGGAAGCGGUGCAGGAUAUGAUCUGGUAGCACGUUGGUCCAUCAAGUCGAUCCUUGCUUCGUGACUGAGUGCUGAUCAUUCGAUGCAGUCACAGUAUCCAAAAUGUGGCGAGUUUAUACGACGUCAGCACUGUACUAUAUACUCUAGUUAUGUUGUCAUGUGCCCCGCAGCCCUCA